AUUAACGGAAUAAAUGCGGGCGACAAACGGAAAUAGACGUAAAUAAAGGGAUCAAAAAACAAGAAGACAAGAACCAAAGCUAAAAGAGAAAAUAAGCAACCGAAACAGAAGGCCAAAGAAAUUAAAUAAAUAAAUAAAAUAAAAUAAAACAGAAAGAGGCCUCGUUUUCGUCUCGUGACGUUUUCGAUCUGGUGGCUUCUCUCUCUGGUCAUUUUUUUUUUGUUUGGUUUGAGGGACCUCAGUAGGGCUUCUUCUUCUUCGUCUUCUCUAUCAGACGUCCUUCCUCUUCGUACUCCUUUCUCCGCGGCGCGCCUUAGCCAUCGCCGUCUGUAUCACACGCUCCCGGAGGGUUAGAAGGAGGCCCUACUCGGGAUUCAGCACUUUGAUCUCUGGAGAGCUAUAACAGAGGGAAGGAAGGGACAGUGUUUCUUCUCUCGUGUGUGAAUUUGUUUAAGGUUAGUGGUGGUUUGUUAUUUGAUGCGUGGGCGGGGAUCUGAAUCCGCCGUGCUGCUGAAUAGUCUUGGUCGGACCCUGAGAUGGCCAAUCCCGGAGUCGGGACUUCCAAAUUUGUGUCUGUUAAUCUGAACAAGUCGUAUGGACAGCAGCAGUACCACCACGGUAACCAGUAUCAUUCAAGCUCUUCUUACGGGGCCAAUCGGGCUAGGCAUGGAGGAGGAGGAGGAGGGGGAGGAGGAGGGAUGGUUGUGCUCUCUCGCCCUCGUAGCUCACAAAAGGCUGCUGCGCCGAAGCUUUCUGUUCCACCCCCCUUGAAUCUGCCCUCACUCAGGAAGGAACACGAGAAGUUUGAUUCCGCAGGGGUGGUCGGAGGGCAUGCUGGCACUGGCUCUGGGAUUGGUCCCCGGCCUAGCUCUUCUGGAAUUGGAUGGACCAAGCCUGCAGCUAGUCAGCCAGAGAAAGAAGGAACGGGUGCUGGCGUCGGGGAUAGUUCAGCUGAUAAUAAUGUAGUGCAGAACUUUGUUAUUGAUCGAGGAUCAAGUGAGGCAGUUAAUGGGUUGAGCAAGGCCCGUGUAUACACUCCCCCUUCUGCACGCCCAAUGGUUUCAGCAGCAUCUGCUCCUUCUUCUCAAGGUUAUGCUGUAGCUGAAAAAGUGUCAGUGUUGAGAGGUGAGGAUUUUCCUUCUUUACAAGCAGCAUUGCCUAUCAAUACAGGUCUUGAAAAGAAGCAUAAGGAUGGCUUUAGUCAGAAACAAAAACAGAUGCAGGGCGAGGCAACUGGUGAUGGAGAAGUGGACAGUUCUGUUACGAGCGGCCGUGUCAACAUGCGCCCACAAUUUCAGUCUAGAAAUGCCAGCAGUGGGCUUGGAGAAACUGAUGGUCCGAAUCGCAGUUUCAGUGGUUCAGUUGUUUCUGGGAAAGACCGAAAGCAGGAGGAUUACUUCCCCGGCCCCUUGCCAUUAGUUCGGUUGAAUCCCAGAUCAGAUUGGGCAGAUGAUGAGCGUGAUACAGGGCAUGUGUUGACUGAGAGGGGCAGGGAUCACGGGUUUCCUAAGGGUGAAGUUUACUGGGAUAGGGAUUUUGAUUUCCCAAGGCCUAGUGUCCUACCCCAGAAAGCAGCACAUAAUAAUAACUUCGACAGAAGGAUACCACAUGACAAUGAAACUGGCAAAAUCUUGUCCAGUGAAGUCACAAAGGUAGAUGUUCCCAGCAGUGAUCUGAGAUCCUCGAGCAGAGAGGGACGAGAAGGGAACUCAUGGAGAUCUUCCUCAUCUCUUUCAAAGGAUGGAUAUGCUGGAUUUGAGCGUGGCAACAAUAAAAAUACUAAUUUUGGUGGUAAAAUGUCUACUCCGAACAGAGACACUACUAGGGACAACAAGCAUGUGUCCUCGCAUUCCUAUGCUGAUAUUGGAAGGAAGGAUGUGGGAUAUGGGCAGGGAGCAAGAGUACCGUGGAGCAAUUCAUCUGAUUCAGCUGGAAGUCGAGGGCCUGAGUGGAUGCAUCGAGACCGACCAGUAAAUGAGCAGCACAACCGAUACAGAGAUGACUCACAUCGCAAUAGUUCCACACAGAAAUCGUCAUUCUCUUCUGGUGCUAAAGGAACUUCUGUUAAUGAUCCCAUAUUGAAUUUCGGAAGGGAGAAACGGUCGUUUGCAAAAAGUGAGAAGCCUUAUCUAGAGGAUCCUUUCAUGAAGGAUUAUGGGGUGGGUUUUGAUGGACGUGAUCCACUUUCUGGUGCUCUUGUAGGGCUGGUAAAGAAGAGGAAGGAUGUGGUUAAACAGACGGAUUUUCAUGAUCCUGUUAGAGAAUCUUUUGAGGCUGAACUUGAAAGGGUUCAGAAGAUGCAGGAACAGGAGCGUCAGCGGAUAAUUGAAGAACAGGAAAGGGCUAUGGAGCUAGCACGCAGAGAAGAAGAGGAAAGGAUACAGAUAGCCAGAGAACAGGAAGAACAACAGAAGCGGUUGGAAGAAGAAGCAAGAGAAGCUGCAUGGAGGGUGGAAAACGAGCGGGUGGAAGCUGUUCGAAGGGCAGAAGAACAGAGGAUAGCUAGAGAGGAGGAGAAGCGGAGGUUUCUUCUGGAAGAGGAGAGGAGGGCACAAGCUGCAAAGCAGAAGCUUCUGGAACUGGAGGAAAGGAUGGCUAGGAGGAAUGCCGAAGGGGCAAAAGGUGGGAAUGGUAAUUCUUCGGGUGUUGUUGAUCAAAACACAACGGAGAUUGGGGAUGAAACAUGUGCUUCCAAGUUAGGAGACAUGGGUGACUGGGAAGAAGGCGAAAGAAUGGUGGACAGGAUCACAACAUCUGCUUCCUCUGAUAUGCCAGGAAUGAAUAGGCCAUUUGAUUUCGGUUCGAGGCCUUACUUUUCUAGAGAAAGCUCUUCCGUAUUUAUGGACAGAGGGAAGCCUGUGAAUCCAUGGAAGAGAGAUCCAUUUGACAGUGGUAACACCUCAGCCUUUGUUCCACAGGACCAUGAAAAUCAUCAUAGUCCUAGGCGAGAUAUUUCUGGAGGUAGAGGUUUUCCUAAAAGGGAAUUCUAUGGUGGACCUGGUUUAGUGCCCUCAAGGGCUUACCCUAGGGGAGGGAUCCUUGACCCUCCAACUGAUGAUUUUGGUCAAUUUAAAGGUCCAAGAUGGAAUACAUCUGGUGAAGGAGAUCCGUAUAGCAGAAACUUAGACAUUGAACCUGAGUUCAGUGAGAACUUUGUGGAGAGAUUCGGUGAUGCGAGCUGGGGAUAUGGUCGACCUCGUGGUAAUUUUUAUCCUCCAUACCAUGAGCGAGUUUACCAAAACCCGGAGUCGGAUGGCCUUUAUCCAUUUGCUAGGCCAAGGUACUCUAUGAGGCAGCCUCGGGUGUUACCACCUCCAUCUAUUAGUUCAAUGCAGAGAAGUGAUUACAGGGGGGUCAAUGAACAUUCCGGUACUUCUUCUUUUGUGGGAAGUGAGAGACAGUACAGUCAAGGUGCUAGAGAUGAAGUUACCGUGCAACCAAGAUAUGGCAACAGUUACACAGACAAUCUCAGUGGAGCUGAAGCAUUUGAUACUCUGCAAGAUACACAGGUGAAUGAGGUUGCAAAACUUGACAGAAGUACAGAGAGAUGCGAGUCACAGUCUUCAUUGUCUGUUUCCAGCCCUCCUGAUUCUCCAGUCCAACUCUCUCAUGAUGAGCUGGAUGAUUCCCUUGGAUCUCCUGUAUCUACUGGUAAAGCGAAAGAUGAAGCUUUGUUGAGACAUAUGAAUGAAUCUGGAGCCUUGCCUACUGAUGUUGAGAAAGAUAACGCGAUAGGUGGCAUGGCCAUCAUGUCCACUGGAGAUGACGAAGAAUGGGCAAUGGACAAUAAUGACCAGCUACAAGAACAAGAAGAAUAUGAUGAAGAAGAUGGUUAUGGUGAGGAAGAUGAAGUGCAUGAGGUAGAAGAGGACAAUAUCAACUUUACUCAAGAGUUUGAAGGUUUGCAUAUGGAGGAGAAAGAUUCUAUUGAUAUGGUAGAAAACUUAGUGUUAGGUUUCAAUGAGGGGGUAGAGGUCAAGUUGCCAGAUGAUGAGCUGGAAAGAAGCUCAGGAAAUGAUGAAAGUAGGUUUCUGUUACCUCAGGUUCCUGUUGAAAGUACCAAUGGCCAGGAUUCCUUCGACGGAACAAGCUGUGGUGGACAGAGCACUCAACCUGUAGAUAGUACUCAUACUAAUGCUGACUGUUCUUCCAGAAUCUUCCAGGAGACUGAAAAGGGAUUGCAAGAUUUAACUAUUCAACCGACAAAUUCUCCCGAGUCAGCAGCUCCAGAGCUUGUUAACCAGCUGGAUCCUUCUGGUAGUGCUGGUUUAUCCACCCUGUCCCAGGUCCUGUACUCCGCCGCUCAGACUUCGACAUCCUCCGUUCCUCCUGUUUCAACUCAGCCUGAGGUGCCAGUGAAGCUUCAGUUUGGUCUGUUUUCAGGUCCAUCUCUUAUACCAUCACCAAUCCCAGCUAUACAAAUUGGCUCCAUUCAGAUGCCUCUUCAUCUGCAUCCCCCAGUAGGUGCAUCUCUGAGUCAUAUGCACCCAUCACAAGCUCCCCUCUUUCAGUUUGGCCAACUGAGGUAUACGUCCCCUAUGUCCCAGGGGAUUUUACCGUUGGGUCCACAAUCCUUGCCCUUCAUUCAACCAACUGUUCCUGCCAAUUUUCGUUUGAAUCAAAACAUGGUAGGUUCUUUACCUCUGCAACCUGGUCAAGAUGUUUCUGCUCAGAGCUUUGUUAAAAGCGAGGCUAUGCCUAUAUCAAUUGAUAACAAACCAGGCAUCCUACCGAGGCAAUCGAACUUGUCGCAAGGCAUUUUGUCGAAAGAUAACGGUAACAAUGUUGGUAAUGUACAGCAGAGCUGUGGAGGUCCUUCCCGCUCUAUUGACAUAUUUCCAAGGCCCGAGCCAUCUUUGCAAUUCGAAGAUUCAUUUGUGAAAAACGAAUCACAAUAUAGAACUGUGCCCUCUCAGUCAGUUUCAAAGGAAAAAGAUCAACCCAGUAUGUCAAGGGGCGCAGGGGUUGGUACAUCAAGUGGGAGAGGGAAAAGAUACAUCUUCCAAAUGAAAAAUUCCGGUCCAAGAUCAUUUCAAACUCCUGAAGCUUCUCGUAUGGACGCUAGUGUGGGUUUCCAGAGAAGACCCCGUCGCCAGAGAACUGAAUUUCGAGUCCGGGAAAAUUUUGAUAAGAGACAAUCCUUUGGGGUUGUCUCAGUGCAAGAUGACAGGUCUAACAUCAUUGGUAGGGGAGGUGGAGCAAGAGGUGGUUCCAGGAGGGUGUUUGUCUCAAAUAGACAACCAAAACAGUCAUUUGAUUCAGAAGGCUUCACUUCUCGGCCUGUUAGCACACGAGAAGUUGAUUCUGGAAACAGGGUGGGGAAGGCUGCCAGUGGAAAAGAGCCUCUUAGAAAGAGUCGGAACAUUGUGCAUUCUGGAGAAGAUGUUGAUUCUUCUUUACAGAGUGGAGUAGUGCGUGUUUUUGAGCAACCUGGCAUAGAAGCUCCGAGUGAUGAUGAUGACUUCAUUGAGGUGAGGUCAAAAAGGCAAAUGUUGAAUGAUCGUCGUGAGCAGAGAGAAAAGGAAAUUAAGGCCAAAUCUCGUGUUUCCAAGAUGCAAAGGAAAGAUCGUUCUACUUCACGAAAUAAUUUUGGUCCUGCCUCCUCAAACAAAGUUUCGGUUGCUGGAGAAACAUCAAACAUCAAACGUUCAGGUGCUCUGAAGCAAGGAAAUGCACUGGCAAAUGUUGAAAUUUCAGCAGGGUUCAUAACCCCUGUGGUGUCUCAGCAAUUACCUCCAAUUGGUACUCCUUCACUGAAAAAUGAUGCUCCAGCAGAUGUUAAGGCUCAGACGAUCAAGUCCGCUCAGGUGAGUAAUGUACCUGUUGUGGCAGAUAAUGGAAAGAAUCUAGCCUCUGGCAUAAUGUUUGAUGGAAAUGGCAAGGUUAUGACCUUAACUCAAACUCAAUUUGAUGAAGCUAUGAAGCCUGGACAGUUUGAUUCUGUCCCUUCCGUCGGCGAUCCUUCUAGUGCACCAAAUGAACCCAGCUUGGCGCCAUCAUCAAUCUUGAGCAAAGAAAAACCAUUUCCUUCUUCUUCUGCUGCCAGCCCCAUCAACUCGUUGCUUGCUGGGGAGAAAAUUCAAUUUGGUGCAGUUACAUCGCCGACAGUUCUACCUCCAAGUAGCCGUGGUAUUCUCCCUCCUGUGCCAUCUCUAUCUGACAUCCAGCUUUCUCACAACCUGUCUGCUGGAGAAAACAACUGCUCUCUGUUCUUUGAAAAAGAAAAACAUUCUUCCAGCGAGACCUGUGCUCGAUUGGAUGAGUGCGAAGCAGAAGCAGAGGCAGCUGCUUCAGCUGUUGCAGUUGCAGCCAUAAGCAAUGAUGAGACAGUUGGGAGUGGGUUAGGGCCAGGACCUGGAUCUGCCACAGACUCCAAGGGUUAUGGUGGUGUUGAUCUAACUGGUGUACCUAGUGAUCAGCCAUCCACAAGUCAGUCAAGAGCUGAGGAUUCUCUUAGUGUGGCUCUUCCAGCAGAUCUAUCUGUUGAAAACCCUCCAAUAUCAUUAUGGCCAACUCUACCAAGCCCACACAAUGCAUCCUCAAGUCAGUUACUUUCCCAUGUUCCUGGUGGGCCUCAUCACUUCCCGUUCUAUGAGAUGAAUCAUCCCAUGUUGGGUGGGCCAAUCUUUGCAUUUGGUCCGCACGACGAAUCUGCAUCUCCUCACUCGCAGCAGUCCCAGAAGAGUAAUAAUGUGUCGGUUUGUGGUCCAGUUGGGACAUGGCAACAUCACUCUGGUGUGGAUUCAUUCUAUGGCCCCCAUCCAGGUUUCACUGGCCCGUUCAUGACUCCUCCCCCGGGGAGCAUUCCGGGCGUUCAGGGCGCAUCACACAUGGUUGUCUACAAUCACUUCGCUCCAGUUGGGCAGUUUGGGCAAGUCGGGUUGAGUUUUAUGGGGACUACAUAUAUUCCAUCUGGGAAGCAACCUGAUUGGAAACAUAAUCCGGUUUCUUCUCCAAUGGGAGUCGGUGAAGCAGUCGACAUGAAUAACUUAAAUGCUGCUGUCUCGGCACAGCGGAAUCCCAGCAACAACAUGCCUCCUACCAUCCAGCAUCUUGCCCCUGGCGCCCCUCUUCUGCCCAUGGGUUCCCCAUUGGCCUUGUUUGACGUUUCUCCUUUCCAGUCAUCACCUGAUAUGUCAGGCCAGGCUCGUUGGUCCCAUAUUCCAGUAUCAUCAACUCUUCAGUCUGCUACAGUAUCAAUGCCAUUGCAGCAAUCACAGACAGAAGGUGUUCUUCCGUCUCAGUUUUCCCAUGGACCUGCAGUAGACCAAUCACUGGCCGGCAACAGAUUCAGCGAAUCGCGUCAGCAACAGCAGUCAUCAUCAGACAAUGCCAGAAACUCGACUGAUUCUGCAACUAUCACACGGCUGCCAGAAGAGCUCGGGACAAGUGCUGGCAAUUCUUCAACACAGGCAACUGUCCCCAAGAGCUCGGCAGAUAGCGGGAAGAAGGACGAUGUUCAGAAUGGCAGCUGUAAUAAUACCACCACCAGCGUUGGGCCAAACUUGAAGCCCCAACAGCCUCAUCAGAAGAACACAUCGUAUGGUGGCGGCGGCUCAUCUGGGUAUAACAACUAUCAGAGGGGCGGCGGAGUUUCUCAGAAGAGUAGUUCCGGGGGUGAAUGGUCUCAUCACCGAAGAACCGGAUACCAAGGAAGGAAUAAUCAAUCUCUUGGUACGGAGAAGAACUAUCCUCCUUCGAAGAUGAAGCAGAUUUAUGUAGCGAAGCAGCCUGCGACGAGAACGACAGGGACGUCCUCGAAUGGAAGCAGUUGAGGUUUGGGAGUUUGCUCAAGUAACACUUUUUAGUGGGGUUUUUUGAUUUGGUCGGGUGAUUUUGCGUUGUUGGCAUUCCGAGUGGUGUGGGUAUUUACACCCAUCCAAAAGAAAAAGGAAGGCUUAGGGGCCUUUGGGAAAAGGAUGUCUCUGGGAUAUUAGGGAUUCUUUAGGUAAGAGAAGAGAGAGAAAGAAUUGUAGUUUGCAUAAGGGUAGGAAUGCCAGGUGUUGCUUUUCCUCUAUUGGGAUUUGGGUUCCAGUUUUGUGUAUCACCUUUGUUGGGCUUUUGAUGAGCGACCUAAUUGUAAUUUUGCUUUUAUGGGUUUUUUUAUGGCCGUCGAGUUUAAACUAACAGUCAAAAUUCAAUCAUGACUUAAAUUAUACAUAUUUC
This is a messenger RNA of Linum tenue, 8166 nucleotides long. The record is from the annotation of a GenBank genome assembly. Lineage: Eukaryota; Viridiplantae; Streptophyta; Magnoliopsida; Malpighiales; Linaceae.